Messenger RNA from Octopus bimaculoides (California two-spot octopus), 3952 nucleotides. Its product is annotated as bifunctional 3'-phosphoadenosine 5'-phosphosulfate synthase. Lineage: Eukaryota; Metazoa; Mollusca; Cephalopoda; Octopoda; Octopodidae. Gene Ontology annotation, molecular function: ATP binding; sulfate adenylyltransferase (ATP) activity; adenylylsulfate kinase activity. Gene Ontology annotation, biological process: sulfate assimilation; 3'-phosphoadenosine 5'-phosphosulfate biosynthetic process. The record is from RefSeq and is a predicted model, not a curated record.
CUAACUGAUUGUGCUUGGUUUUCUUGUUUGCAGGAUCGGAAUAAUGCACGCCAGCUGCAUAACGACGACAAGUUACCAUUUAUCGAAUGUUACGUGAACACAUCGCUGGAGAUUUGUGAAAAUCGAGACAUCAAGGGUCUUUACAAGAAAGCUAGGGCUGGACUUAUUAAAUCUUUCACUGGUGUCGACUCUGUGUACGAACCCCCCGAAAAUCCCGACGUGGUCUUGAAAGCAGGGGAGACAACGGUUGACGAAUGCAUUAACAACAUACUGAGAGCCUUAAUUGAUAAGCUUCUUGUGUCCCUUGUUUUGCAGCUGGACCUUCAGUGGGUGCAAGUUCUCAGUGAGGGCUGGGCCAGCCCCUUGACAGGGUUCAUGCGGGAAUCAGAGUAUUUGCAGUCACAACAUUUUGGUUGUCUUUUAAAUGGAGGUGUUACUAACCAGUCCAUCCCCAUUGUAUUACCGGUACAUACACAAGACAAAGAGAGACUAAGUGGUAAGCAGGCGAUAGCCUUGUUUUACGAAGAUCGUGCUGUGGCCAUUCUUCGCCAACCCGAAUUCUUCAAACACAACAAAGAAGAACGCUGUUGUCGACAGUUUGGGACUUGCAACAAAGGACACCCUUACAUAAAGAUGAUCUUUGAGAGUGGAGACUGGUUGGCUGGAGGUGACCUGGAAGUGCUGCACCGAAUCACCUGGAAUGAUGGAUUGGACGAGUACCGUCUCACCCCCAAGGAAUUACGGGUGAAGUUCAAAGAAAUGAAAGCAGAUGCCAUUUUUGCCUUCCAACUGAGAAAUCCAAUCCACAAUGGCCAUGCCCUUCUGAUGGCCGACACGAAACGCAAGCUGAUUGAGAGAGGUUACCAGAAGCCUGUGUUGCUACUCCAUCCUCUAGGAGGAUGGACAAAAGAUGACGACGUCCCCUUAUCGGUCCGUAUAAAACAACACAAGGCCAUCUUAAGUGCUGGAGUAUUGGACCCUGAAUCUACGGUGCUUGCUAUAUUCCCAUCACCCAUGAUGUACGCAGGACCGACUGAGGUCCAGUGGCACGCUAAAGCCAGAAUGUCAACAGGGACCAACUUUUAUAUCGUGGGACGUGACCCAGCUGGAAUGCCCCAUCCGGAUACUAAACAGGACCUUUAUGAUCCAACACAUGGCGCCAAGGUCCUUACUUGUGCCCCAGGCCUGAACCAACUUGAAAUCGUGCCGUUCCGAGUUGCAGCUUACAAUAUGAAACUGAAGAAAAUGGACUUUUUUGAUCCGGAGAAGAAAGAAGAUUUUGAUUUCAUAUCUGGCACUCGCAUGCGUAAAAUUGCCCGUGACGGUGAGUCACCACCUGAUGGCUUUAUGGCACCAGAGGCAUGGGCUGUUCUCCAAGAAUAUUUCCGUUCUCAGAAUAAUAAUAGCUAACUAAUCCAAAUGGGGGAAAAAUAAUAGUAAUAAUAAUAUAUAUAUAUAUAUAAAUUUAUCUAUUUAUCUAUCUGUGUUUAUGUAUAUACAUAUACAUGUAUGUGUAUAUGUGUAUAUAUGUACAUAUAUAUAUAUAUGUGUGUGUGUGUGUGUAUGUAUAUAGAUAGCAUAAAUUAUAAUACAAACAGAGGUAAAAAAAAACAAAAAGUGUAAUAGAUUUACAUGCAGGAAUAAUAGAAGGGAAAGUGUUCUAUGUUUUGAGCAUAUGCUCUUCAUCCGAAAGAAUAGAUGAGGUGAGACAAAACACAGAGAAAGAAAAGAAGAAAUUUGUCUCAAUUAGACUGUCACCGCCUGCUGAAAUGACUGGAAGUAGGAAGAGGUGUAAGUAGUCAGAAAGACAACUAUGGAUCUGGCCUGUUUGUGUGUUUUUGUUUUCAGUUUAUGUGUGUAUAUGAUACUAUGCAACAUUUGUGCAGAUCUGUGUGUGUGUAUGAGGCUAUCUGAUAUAUUUGUGUGGGUUCUAGGUGAAUUCGUCUACAAUAAUUUGUCUACAAUUUAUCUGUGUGUGGUUGUAUGGUGUUAUGUGUGUGUGGUUGCAGAUGAAUUGUAUCUAGAUAAAUUGCUGUAGACCAAUUGUUGUAGACAAAUUCGCUACAUACCGUUUGUGUGUGUGUGUGUGUGUGUGUGUGUAAGAUCAUGUGUUUCUUUGAAGCUAUAAUAUGCUUGUGUAAACAUGUGUGUAUAUAUAUGACGAAUGAAGAUAUGUGAGAAAAACACAGCACAAACAGGUUGAGUUUUCACAGAUAUGUUUCUACUUGCACAUUUCCCAUGCAUGUAUAUAUGUGUGGUGUGUAGAAAAAUAUAUACAUACAUGCACAAAGAUAGAUAGUUAGAAACAUGGCUAUAUAUGUAUAUACAUACAUUCUUUUAUUCAUAUAUGUAUAUACACACACACACACACACACAUAUGCUUACAUAUAUGUGUGUGUAUAUAUAUAUAAAUAUAUACACAUAUGCUUAUAUAUAUAUAUAUAAUUAACAUAAUAGGGUAAAAAAAUUUGAUAUUAAUUAAUAUCAAUUUAAUACCAGGAAACUAGCACAUUAAAAGAAUCAGAAGGUUCCGAAUAAAUUUUCUGAGAUCCUAAAAGGAUUAUAGUACUUGUGUAUAUAAAAGAAACCAGUAGCACAUUAACAGUCCACUUUAGUGGUCUCUUUUAUACACACACACACACACACACAUAUAUAUAUAUGCUUAUAUAUAUAUAUAUAUAUAUAUAUAUAUAUAUAUGUACAUAUGCUUAUAUAUAUAUAUAAAUAAAUAAAUAUAUAUUUAUGUAUGUAUUAGACGGUUUGAAAACCCCCAAACUGCAAAACCAAAACCAAGAUUAACUAAAUAAAACAAAACAAAACAAAAACAUAUAGAUAAAAAAAAAUGAACAAAGAUCAAAGGAUGAAAGAAAAAAGCCUGAGAUUGCUUUUUUGGCGUUUUUUUUUUAAAACUUUACCUUUUUUUUUAUGUUGCUGGUGUUGGUGGGACUUAACACAAAAAGAAAAACCCCUGAAGAAAUUAAAAACCCCCAAAAAGUGGGGUUAAGAGGUUAAGGGGUUAAAGAAAGAGGGUGAUUAUAUUUUCAAUGAACAAAGAUGGAUGAUGUAUAAUAAAUAUAUAUAUAUAUAUAUACGCAUAUAUAUUUGUGAGUGUGUGUGUAUACAUUAUAUAUAUAUAUAUAUAUAUAUAUACGCAUAUAUAUGUGACUGUGUGUAUGUAUGUAUAUAUGUAAAUGUAUAUAUAUAUAUAUAUAUAUUUAUAUAUGGGUAUAUGCAUAUAUAUAAAUAUUGGUGUGCGGACUUGUGUGUGUGUGUUGACUAUUGUUAUAUAAUGCUGGGGUUUUCAAGGUUUAUUUGCUCAUUGGUGCAAAAAAGAAUCUUUAUUUUUCAAAAAUGGAAAUGCCAAAAAAAAAAUUUUAAACAAGCACACACACACACACACAAAAUCUAAUGUAAACAAUCAAAUUAUCUACUAUUGCUGUUGUUGUUGUUGUUGUUGUUAUUAUCAUUAUUCAUUCUUCUUCUUCUUAUUAUUAUUAUUAUUAUUAAGGUAGCGAGCUGGCAGAAUCGUUAGCAUGCUGGACGGAAUGCUUAACACCAUUUCAUCUGUCCCCUUAUAUUCUGAGUUCAAAUUCUGCUGGGGUUGACUUUGCCUUUCAUCCUUUCGGGGUCAAUAAAUUAAGUACCAGUAAAACACAGGGGUUGAUAUAAUCGAUUAGUCCCCUCCUUCCAAAAAUUUCAGGCCUUGUGUCUUUAGUAGAAAGGAUUAUUAUAAUUAUUAUUAUUAUUAUUGUUAGGCAACAACUUGGCAGUCAUUAGUAUGCCAGAUAAAACGCUUAAAGGCAUUUCAUCUAUCUCUAUGUCCCGAGUUCAAAUUCCACCGGGGUCGACUUUGCCUUGUCACUCUUUCGGGGGUCGAUAAAAUAAAGUACCAGUCCAGUACUGGGGUUGAUGGUAUCAAGGAGCUCCCUCCCCUGAAAUUUCAGACCCUGUG